AUGUGGCUGUACCUGGCGGCGGUGCUGGCGGGGCUGUACCUGCUGCGGCGAUGGCACCGGGAGCGGCAGAUGGUGCCCAGGCUCUCGGAGAAGUACGUGCUGAUCACGGGCUGCGACAGCGGCUUCGGGAACCUGCUGGCGCGGCAGCUGGACGCGCGGGGGCUGCGGGUCCUGGCCGCCUGCCUGACCGAAACGGGGGCCGUGCAGCUACGGGCGGCCACCUCGCCGCGGCUGCAGACCGUCCUCCUGGACGUCACCUCCAGCCAGAGCAUCGCCGCCGCCACCGCCUGGGUCCGGGAGCGUGUGGGCGACCGAGGGCUCUGGGGGCUGGUGAACAACGCCGGGAUUGCCGUUCCCACCGCCCCUAACGAGUGGCUGACCAAGGACGACUUUGUCAAGGUGCUGAACGUCAACCUGGUCGGCCUCAUCGAGGUGACGCUGAGCCUGCUGCCCCUGGUGAAGCAGGCGCGGGGCCGGGUGGUCAACGUGGCCAGCGUGAUGGGCCGCAUCUCCUUUUUCGGUGGGGGGUACUGCAUCUCUAAGUUUGGUGUGGAAGCCUUCUCCGACAGUCUCCGGCUUGAGAUGCGCAGCUUUGGGGUGAAGGUCAGCAUGAUCGAGCCAGGCUACUUCAAGACGGUGAUCACUAGCACUGAGAACCUGGAGAAGAAUUUUCUUUCCCUCUGGGAGAAGGUCCCGGAGGAAACCAAAGCAAGUUAUGGGGAGAAUUACUUGAAGGAGUUUUUGUUAGCACUCAGGAAGAUGCAGAAGAGAUGCAACUCCAACCUGACGCUCGUCACAGGCUGCAUGGAGCACGCGCUGACCAGCUGCUACCCCCGCACCCGCUACUCCGCGGGCUGGGAUGCCAAACUGCUCUACAUCCCCCUCAGCUACCUGCCGUCAGCCCUCACGGACACCAUAUUCAGCUGGUCCUACCCCAAACCUGCCCAGAAAGCCUAAGGCAGGGAUGCGGCGUAGGCAGCCGACGGGCAGCAGCAGCAGCCAGGGCCUGGCAGCGCAGGGUGGGAUCCAUCAUCGCCCGCAGCCGGGGCCGUGCCAGUAGGUUCCUGAAUUUCUAACUCAAUGUACGUCUCACAACCCACUGUCCUCUGCUAGCAGACCAGUUUGCUUCUGAAUAAAGGCAACUCCUCCUCC
Grus americana (Whooping crane) is the source of this 1152-nucleotide messenger RNA. Its product is annotated as retinol dehydrogenase 16-like. Gene Ontology annotation, molecular function: oxidoreductase activity. Bases 1 to 957 code for a protein of 318 amino acids. The record is from RefSeq and is a predicted model, not a curated record. The transcript is spliced from 4 exons. NCBI's taxonomy places the organism in Eukaryota, Metazoa, Chordata, Aves, Gruiformes, Gruidae.